AUGGCUUCUUCCUCUCCCGAGGAGACAGCUGUCAGACGUCGAAGGGAGGAUAUGGACAUUCUCCCCGAACACGAGAAGAAUUACUCGCCAGGACGACGACUUCUUCUCCGAUCACACAAACCGCUUCCGCCCUACGGCGAUCAUCACUACCCGCUUCCGGAUGGCUGGAAUUCUCGCGACAUGAUGGUAUCCGAUGAAGAGAAGGCCUUUUCGCUCAGACGACUGGUUUUCCACCCGAACAAUGCGCCCAAGACCAUUGACAAGAACAACCAAGAUGGCCAUGCUGCUUCCAUGGAGGUCGAGAUCAUUCGGAUGAUUGACGGCAGUGCUGGAUACCAUCCUGGUCCCCAAAAAGUCCUUUGCAAAGUUGUCGCUUCGCCAUCGGCCGCCCCAAAUGAACGAGAGCAUGAGAUCCCGUCUGAGGGACAGCUACUCUUCCUGAAGGUGUUCGAUCCCUUGUUCUGGCACAAGACCAUCGACAUCACCAAGCGCCUCAUCAAAGUCACAAUCCAGGCCGACUCAGCAUUCAGUGACGAAUUCGGCGCCUACAACCGCCUCUUUGAAAAGGAGCUCACUGGCUUCCCCCAUGUCGCUCCUCAAUUCUAUGGAGGAUGGAUCACGGAAGUCAAGUCGAUCAACCCAUCGUUCGCAGACCGGACCCGGGAUGUUGCGGUGCUUGCAACCGAGUUUAUCGAUGGCACCGGCCUCGACCAACUCUUUGCACUUGAUGGCCCCAAGUAUGAGGUGGUUGAGCUAUACAACAGCGCCGAGUCACGCGAUGCUUUCACCACAGAUCUCGAUACAAGAAUGGAUACUAUAAAGCAGCUCAUGGACGGUACUAUGUCGGAAGAGUACAUUGGAGUUGAUCAUUGCCGUUUUCACUCUAGCAAUGUUAUAAUUUCCAUGCGAAACCUCGGUGAGCCGCUGGAGAAACCCAGGGCUGUUCUGAUUGGCUAUGGGCAGGCGUUGGUCGAUGAUUUGCGCAGGGAGCCUGCUGACACGUACAAGAACUAUCCAACAAAGCCCCAUCCGUUCCUUCGAUUCGGCUGGCAGAGACUGGAGUCUUUCGCAGGCUGGAUCCCUGCCCAUUGGAAAGGUCCGAACAUCAACCGCCCGCGUUUGCUCGACCAAUGGGUCGUUCAAACAUUUGGUCCUUUGACGCCCAAUGAAGAAUAUACCUUUCUUGCGUCCGACGAUCUGGCCGAGCUCGAGGGAACAUCUACAAGCGCCUUGCCCGAGGAACAGCCUUAG
Messenger RNA from Colletotrichum abscissum, 1251 nucleotides. RefSeq lists its product as uncharacterized. The record is from RefSeq and is a predicted model, not a curated record. Lineage: Eukaryota; Fungi; Ascomycota; Sordariomycetes; Glomerellales; Glomerellaceae. The transcript has a single exon. The coding region runs from base 1 to 1251 and encodes 416 amino acids.